This is a messenger RNA of Moneuplotes crassus, 527 nucleotides long. NCBI's taxonomy places the organism in Eukaryota, Ciliophora, Spirotrichea, Euplotida, Euplotidae. The record is from the annotation of a GenBank genome assembly.
AUUUUAUUAAAAAAAUAUUCAAAAUGGAUGAAAUAGAUCAAGAAAUAGGGAGCCAUCCUCCUCAAAGACAUCUUGAAGAAGAUAAACUUCCGAACUCUGAUAGAGAAGAUAGGAAGGAUAUUUAUAGAAGCAGAGCCCACUUUCAAUCUACUACUGACUUUGAAGAUAAACACGAACUUGAAAGGAAAGACUCUUUCUUCGGAGAAGUUGGUGAAUUUGUCCGGCAUCCUGGAUUCCCAACCAAAAGUGUUGCAUUAUCAUUGUUUUUAGCAAUUUUAGGAAUCAUACUAAUUAUUUUAGGGUUUAUAGAAGAAGUAAACGAAAUAGAUCCUACUCGUGGAAUCUGAUUUUGGAUUAUUGGAGGAAUUUGAUCUAUUCCAGGUUUUUAUUUUACCUUCAAAAUUAUUCAAGCAUUCAGAGCAAAUCCUUAUGAGAGGAAUGAAAUUUUAAGCGAUAUUCCAGAUCUAUAAAGUAACAGCAUAAGAUAAUCAAGAGAAAAUGUGGUAAUUAAUUAAUUUCAUUCUUUG